UGAUCAUUAUCGUACACACAAAUACAAAGUGGUAAAUAUCGAUCACAUUCAUUUUAAUUUGUGUUUCCCUUUAAGCUACUUUCCGCAUCGUAAAACACUUAUACAUUACUGUACAGUUGCUUGAAUACGCCUACCCAGGAAGGAUUGUAAUAAAACCGACUGUUUUGCUGUUGUAAAGUGGAUUAUUAAUAGUCAUGUCUCAGCAACAAGAACUGUCGAAAAUGAGUAGUGCGUUCGAGAAAUCGGUUCUGGAAUUCUCUUUACCACUGUAUCAAGCAUUAGACAAAGAAGGAAAUGUGUUUAUGUCACCGUACAGUGUAUCUGCUGCGUUGAUGUUACUUCUUUUGGGAACGGAUGGUGACACUAAAAGAGAAUUAGAAUCUGCUUUAAACCUUCAGGGACAAAAAGGUUCUUCUGCCCAUGAAGGAUACAAUUCACUGCAUAACACACUAUGUUCUAAAUCAGGAAAUGGUGUACUAGUGACAAUAGCCAAUAGAUUAUUUUCGAAACUAGGAGUAGAUUUGAAGACAAAUUUCACCGAUGCUGCUAAGAAAUAUUAUGGCAGUGAAGUACAACUUAUGGACUUUGAAAACAAAGCGGAAGAAGCAAGAAUUCAAAUUAACUCUUGGAUAGAAAAACAAACCAGGGAUAAGAUUAAGGAUCUCCUUUCUCCGAAUCUUCUGACGAAGGAUACACUGAUGGUUUUAACAAAUGCUAUAUAUUUUAAAGGCGAUUGGGAGCUCAAAUUUGAUGAAAAAAGUACUUCGAGGCAACCAUUUCACGUGGACGACGAAAAAGUGAUCGAAGUAGAUAUGAUGUUUGGUAAAAAGAAAGUUAUGUCCGGUGAGUUUGACGAGAUGGAUUGUAAGUGUUUACAACUGCCAUACAAAGGGGACACACUUUCUAUGUUGAUUAUUCUACCAAACAAAAAGAUGGGUUUGGAAGUGUUAGAAAGUAAUCUGACCGUUUCGACAUUACAAAAAGCCAUUGACAGUACUUAUAAACAGGACACAAACAUUUCAAUACCGAAGUUUAAAAUCGAGGCUACGUUUGAUCUCACUAAAGUUUUACCAAAGCUUGGCAUCACAAAAAUAUUCGAUACUAGUGCUGACUUUAGUGGAAUCUAUCAAGAUGGUGGGAAAGAUGUUUAUGUGAGCGACGCCAUACACAAAGCUUUCGUUGAAGUGAACGAGGAAGGAACAGAAGCAGCUGCUGCCACCGCUCUAGUAAUGACCCGGAUGAUGAUGCCACUUCCGCCAUUUGAGUUUAAAGCAGACCAUCCGUUCUUGUUUUUCAUCCGUGAAAAUGAAUCUGGAACAAUACUUUUCAUGGGUAGAUAUUCAAAGCCGACCUAAAAGAUGUGUGUACGCAUGUGUUGAAACAUUGAAGCCGAGAAGUUUCAUAUACUUGUCAACAAGAGUAUCAUGUAACUUUCAUUUUGUGUAAUUUAAUCAGAUUAUAUACUUAUUGAAAAUUUAUAGACUAAGCAUUGUGCAACUAAAUAAUAAAUAUGUUUUGGAAGAA
Molecule: messenger RNA, 1524 nt
Organism: Mytilus trossulus (common blue mussel)
Lineage: Eukaryota; Metazoa; Mollusca; Bivalvia; Mytilida; Mytilidae
Product: leukocyte elastase inhibitor-like
Exons: 1
Coding region: 195-1355 (386 amino acids)
Molecular function (GO): serine-type endopeptidase inhibitor activity
Source: RefSeq, a predicted model, not a curated record